AUGGUCUCUAUCGAGUACCUCAGAGCGGCUCGCAUAAAGCAGCAGCUACGCACCUCCAAGUUCGACCUAUUCGGGGAUGAGGGCAUCCUUGACGGGUAUCCGCACAUGUCCAUGUUCAAGUUUCUGGACGAAGACUUGCCUCCUUUACCCGCGCCCAUUGGACCACCUAAAAAGAACUCAGUACCUGUUAGACCACCCGGUCUUCGGAGUCCUUGGUUGGAUUUUGUCGAGCUGCACCGUCCGCGUCCUCGCGACGUGCCCGCACAUAUAGAAGCGCUUGCGCGCUUUGAAGAGAUGGCGCAGACGAUGGACUGUGCCGAGUUUGUUGCGAACGGAAAAGGCAUGAAGAAGCCGGCAGCACGCGAACCUGCCUUCAAACCUCUCACAAAGGAAGAGCAAGCUGCGGCGCGAGCUAAGUGGGCUAUGAUUAAGGCGACGAAGCCCGAUCAACAAGAAGUGAAACGUGAACGCGUGUUCUUCACGCCCGAGGAGAAACUCCAGAUGCAAUUGGCGCACGAAAAUACCUCGAAAGGUCUGACCUGUAUUUCCCCCAGUUUCCUAGACAAUUUCCCGGGGUACGCAGCGAGUCAGACGCUUUUGGGACAUGGGCCACAUCCCGAAGACCUUCCGAAGCCGUCCUUCGUUUUGACGAGUGCUAGCAUUCGUCAGGUUGUACCCAAUACCAGUCCUACUCCACCCCUGCCAUUCCAGAGCAAGACCGAUAAUGCAGCCCAGGAGGGCUCUGGAGCUGGACCGCUCGAUUAUUAUGAGGAUGAUUACCCCAACUACUCGUGGUCGGAGCACGACAGCGACUUCGACGACGUCGAACAACUGGAAGAGGACAAUAGCCACAUCUUCCGAAAAUCAUUCGAUGAACAAUCCUCUGUGCAUGAGUACAGAGACCACGAGUACGAUGAGUACUGCACGGCGUCUGAAUAUUCAGGCUACGCUGCAGAUGACGAUACCUUUGGCGACGAGGAUGGUUCUGUGUACGCCGCAUCUGCGCGGGCGAGCCCUAAUCCAUUCGUCUUCCCGUGCCCAUAUUCAUCCACCGGGUCACUCACCUACUCUUCAUCCCCAUCUCCCACGGAUUGCGAACUCCCUGUAUACUCUGGAUCCUCCGAAGAAGUUGAGCAAGAGCUAUCACCGUCCACAGAAUGGUCGGAGUCUGAGGAAGUCUCCAAUGGAGCAACAAGGCUCCUCGAUCCCAAUUGCUACGCCAUGAUGGAAGAGGCCGGAGAACUGACUCACGAAAGAUAUCAAGAACAAACUGAAUUGCUAUUUCAUACCAUUUCGCUUUCCCUCUUGUUCUCUUUUCCUCUUUUCUAUUCCUCUGGGAAUAUGUACAAUAACUCGCCAUUUGCGAUCUCAUCACUGCGACGCCUCGACAUCGAGGGCCCAUCAUGGACGACAACACCCAGGCGCGGUAUUACCCCUUGUUCCAGCUGCCGGUCCGGCCGCCUCAUGCAUAACGAAGGCCGUCGACUUCUGGGCUCUUAG
This is a messenger RNA of Fomitiporia mediterranea MF3/22, 1500 nucleotides long. RefSeq lists its product as uncharacterized. Bases 1 to 1500 code for a protein of 499 amino acids. The transcript is spliced from 4 exons. Lineage: Eukaryota; Fungi; Basidiomycota; Agaricomycetes; Hymenochaetales; Hymenochaetaceae. The record is from RefSeq and is a predicted model, not a curated record.